Messenger RNA from Rhagoletis pomonella (apple maggot), 1803 nucleotides. RefSeq names its product ubiquitin thioesterase otubain-like. The record is from RefSeq and is a predicted model, not a curated record. Gene Ontology annotation, biological process: protein K48-linked deubiquitination. The transcript is spliced from 3 exons. Gene Ontology annotation, molecular function: ubiquitin binding; cysteine-type deubiquitinase activity. The coding region runs from base 98 to 883 and encodes 261 amino acids. Gene Ontology annotation, cellular component: nucleus. Lineage: Eukaryota; Metazoa; Arthropoda; Insecta; Diptera; Tephritidae.
UGUAGCAAUUCACAGUAGUUUGGGGUCGCGUACAUUGCCUUUUGUUCUUGCGUUCUUAUUGAUUUUGAAAACAAAAUUUGCUUAUUUCAUAGAUAAAAUGGAUAAAGUUCAACAAAAUGAUAACACAAAUCGUGAUGAAUUAAUAAUGCAGCAACAACGCGAAAUUGAAAAGGAGAUAAGUGACUCCAUACCAUUGGUCAGUGAACAAUUGCCAAUAACUUGCCUUAAUGCUGAAUAUCUAGGCGAUGCAGUGUUCACUUCAAAAAUUCAAGAACUCGCUAGCAAAUAUAAAUUCUUACGGCGUACUAGGCCUGAUGGAAAUUGCUUCUUCCGGGCAUUCGCUUACGCUUACCUAGAGCAUUUAAUUUCCAAUAAAGAUGAGUAUCAACGAUUUAAAGAUUUGGCGGACAAGUCAAAAGAUAAGCUGGUGCAAUUAGGUUUCCCUAGCUUUACUCUGGAAGAUUUUCAUGAUACGUUCAUGGAAGUUGUCAAGCGUGUAGAUCCGGCAGCCGGUUCGACAGAGUCAAUGGGUGAGGAGCUACAUAAAGUAUUUAAUGAGCAAGGUUACUCCGACUAUGUGGUUGUGUAUUUGAGAUUAUUAACCUCUGGUAAACUACAAGAGGAGGCUGACUUUUAUCAGCAUUUCAUUGAAGGCAACUUUACCAUUGAGGAAUUUCGUCAUCAAGAAGUUGAGCCAAUGUACAAAGAAUCGGACCAUAUACAUAUUAUAGCAUUAUGCACUGCUUUAGGCGUGGGUGUACGCGUAGAAUAUAUGGAUCGUGGAGACACACAUGUAAAAGCGCACGAUUUCCCAGAGGGAAGUACGCCAAAAGUUUUCUUAAUUUAUCGGCCGGGUCAUUAUGAUAUACUUUAUCCUAAUUGAAUUGCAAAAUCAUAAAACAUUAAAGGAUCAUAGCGUUUGGCCUAGCUACCUACUAACAUAUCGCUCACUUUCUUCAAUAGUGUCACAACUCAAAAAAGCAGCACACAAGAUAAACGGCUUUCAAGUUUGGAAUUUACACAUACUCCCGUAGUAAAAACGAAUACAUAUUUUAUUCUAGUAGAGAGAUAGUGGUAAUCGAUGCAGCUAUGAAACUUUUAUAAAACAUAGAAGAAAUAGCGGUAAUUUUUGCAUACUUACCUCAAAAUACGUAAUUUUUGGAUUAUGACACUAAAUGAGCGAUAUGUAUGUACUUUCUAAUUUACGAAAACUUGCAUAUAUUGAGCACAGAUUACGCGUGGCUGCUUUGAGUUAAUAUCCUAUCACCCACGUACAUAAAUAAUGAACAAGCCCUAUUUAAUCAAUUGAAUUAACAUUGGUAUACAUUGCCUUUAGCACAGAGAGAGAGGAUAUAUUUGAAAUUCAUCAACGAGCUAUAUUAAAAUUUUAAUUCUUUGAAAAUGUAUAGAAAGAUCCUUCUCAAAUAAAUUGUAUAUGCCGAAAAAAAAACGAAUAAAAAACAAAUGGGUCGGUUAUGGAUAGCAAUGCAACCACAGUUGGGUUGCCGAUGGACCAAGCCACUGAAAAUAUAUGUAUAUUUAGAACACCAACUAUAGUAUACUGCUGUAAAGUUACAGAUAAUACAAUUUCGAAAUAGGAAGAAACCAGGCUUGAAUUUAAAAAAGCUGCAAAAUUCUCGCGUCAACCACAAAUAGGCAGUUGCCAAUAACAACAACAGUUGCCAAUAAAGCAACUCAGUUCUUUCAAUUGUUAUCUCUAAUACAAUUUCAGACACUGGCAGCGCAACUGAAGUUCGAUUGCCGUUUGUAAUAAACCCAAAAAUGUUCUUAAAUCGACUUUAA